AUGACCGUGCUACCAGCUUCCUCCGUGACUAGCAUCCUCUGCGGCAUUCUCGCAGUGUGGCUCCUAUCGAAGGUAGUCGAGCAGCGACGUCGACGCACACAGACUACGUCGCUCGCUGGACCACCCAACCCGAGUCUGGUCUUCGGCGCUAGCAAGCUCAUCAGCGACUUGGUGGACGCGGGUGACCUGUAUGAAGAGUGGUCGGAGACGUAUGGCUCUGUGUACCGUGUCCCUGCUGCUUUCGGGAUGUCGAAAAUUGUGCUGUGCGACCCCAAGGCCGUCUUGCAUUUCUUCUCCCGGGAGACAGUCGGAUACGUCCACACGACCAUGAUGAAGAACGCAACUGAGAACAUUUCCGGCCGUGGUAUACUCUGGGCUGAAGGCGAGACACACAAGAGGCAUAGGAAGGCGUUAUCACCCGCUUUCAGCAAUGCAGCCAUUAGGAGGAUGACGUCUGUAUUCUACGAUUCAGCGUACAAGCUGAAGUCUGCAUGGGAUAGUAUCAUCGAAGCAGAUCUUGGUGCCGAAUCAGCUGUAAUCGACGUCCAGCGGUGGAUGAACUACGUCUCACUGGACACUAUAGGAAUCGCGGGCUUCUCGCACGACUUUGGAACACUACUCGGCAAGCCCUCCGCCGUCGCAGCCACCUUCAACGACUUCGCGAAUCUGAAGCCCAGCCUCCUAGGAGGGGCUAUGCAGUUUGUCGUGGGCGGGGUGUUCCCGUGGGUCCUCAAGCUUCCUACGGACUUUCGAAAGCUCGUCGACAGGCUGAAUGCAGGCAUGGGAGAGAUCGCCCAGGAGCUUUUGGAGAACUCGCGGAAGGAGAGCGAGGGUGAGAUCAAGACGGAGGAUAAAUCUAUCAUCGGGCUGCUGAUAAAGGCAGAGAUAACCGACUCCGAGCUGCACAUGUCAAGCGAUGAAGUGUUGGCGCAGAUGAAGGUCUUAAUGCUCGCAGGCUAUGAAACCACAUCCAUCAGUCUCUCGUGGUGUCUUCUCGAGCUCUGCAAAAAUCCAGAGGUCCAACAGAAACUGCGUCAAGAGCUCUCGCAGUUCGGUAGCACCGAUCCGACUUGGGAUCAAUUGACCAACGUGCUCCCAUACCUCGACGCCGUCGUGCACGAAACCUUGCGACUCCAUCUGCCCUUGCCGGAGAGCGAACGAGUGGCCGCGGAAGACGAUAUUCUUCCCCUGUCGUUUCCAUUGAAGACACCCGGCGGAGACACAGUGGACAGUAUCAACAUUGCGAAAGGCGAAGUCGUCGUAGUUCCGAAGCACAUGAUGAACAAGUCGAUCAGGUUCUGGGGCUCGGAUGCGAAGGAGUUCAAACCCGAGCGCUGGCUCAACGAAACCGGUAUUCCGGAGCGAGCCCAGGAGAUCUCAGGACAUAGGCAUCUACUCACUUUCUCGGAUGGCGCGAGGCUCUGUCUCGGGCGACACUUUGCCCUCGCUGAAUUCAAGGCUGUUCUCUCUGUUAUUAUCAGGAACUAUGCGUUCGAAUUUAGAGAUGGACCCAACACGAGGACCGAGAUCAAGCGCGGUAUCCUGCCUCGGCCGUGUAUUGCAGGAGAAGAGGGCGCGAAGCUACCUUUGAGGGUGCACCGUCUGAAUUGA
Molecule: messenger RNA, 1611 nt
Organism: Fomitopsis serialis
Lineage: Eukaryota; Fungi; Basidiomycota; Agaricomycetes; Polyporales; Fomitopsidaceae
Product: cytochrome P450
Exons: 12
Coding region: 1-1611 (536 amino acids)
Molecular function (GO): heme binding; oxidoreductase activity, acting on paired donors, with incorporation or reduction of molecular oxygen; iron ion binding
Source: RefSeq, a predicted model, not a curated record